UACGACGAUUCAUGAUGACCAGGAAUUCGCGUGAGGGUGACGGCGUGCUGCGUGACGAGUCGGCGGCGGAGGACUGACUAGGGGGAAAAAAGAAAGCCGAGAGUGGAGGCGGGGGAGAAGCAAGUUGCUCCAUCGUUCGUUUCCUCUGCUUUGCUUCCUUUCCUUCUCAUGACGAGUGAAGAGGGAUCAAGCAACCAUGUCGUCACAAUCGCCUGACUACAUCAACCCCUUCGAGCCGGUGGUGCUUCGCUUGGCCAGCACAGCCUCGGCCUCGUCGCCUUUGGAGGUGCAUGUCCUUCCUUACGGUCUCACAAUACAUCGCCUCGUCAUCGAUGAUGGCAAAGAGGACCUCAUCACCGGUCCCGAAUCCCCCUCUGACCAUCACACUCUCGGACGCAGCUUCUUUGGUCCCAUCGUCGGUCGGUUUGCCAACCGCCUCCCAGCAGGGCAGAAUUCCUUCAACUACGAUUCGACAGAGGUGGGGAGCGUCGACCUUCCAGAAUGGGGAGGAGAUGGCGUGUGCCAUCAUGGAGGGCCCGCCGUGGGAGGCGAGCAAGAGGGUGCAGGUGAGCCGGUCAAGGCCAAGAAAGGCCAGCUUCUGCCGCAAAGGGGCCCAUUUGAUCGGAUGGUAUGGACGAAAUUGGAGGAGGGGCAAAUGCAACUGUUUGACAAGUUGGCAGAGGGAGAGCCACAAUCAAAGGCCAUCUUUGCGCUACAUAGUAUUGGCGCCCCUGCUGGCCACCAAGGUUUCCAUGGGGAUAUCCGCAUUGAGGUCCGCAUCGCCCUGAAGGCGGCGAAAGCAGAACAGGCAGAAACAACUUCGCACACAAAGCUGCUACACGACAGCGGCGCCUCGUCGUCAGGCAGCGUCAGUAUAGAGUAUCGUGCAUCACUUCUCCCUCGCUCCUCAGAGGUUCAAGUCACACCUUUCAAUCUCACACAUCACUGGGGCUUUAAUCUGACGGCUAGUCAAGCCAAAGAUGAAGCCUCGUCCCGCAUAGACGACCACCAACUUCGCCUGCUGCCGAGCGACGUGGGGCGACUGGCUCUCGAUGAGCGCGGUAUAGCUACGGGCGAAAUCCUCAAGCUAGAUGAAGCUCACGGCUGGACGUCCUCGCCUUCGUCGUCGCCAUGGGGCAAGCGAGUCGCCACGGCUAUGCCUCAGCAAGGUUACGACGAUUUCUACCUCUGGCCUACAGCGGCAGGUAACGACACUGCCAGUCUGCCUGCCGUAGCUCUCCUCUCUUCUCCCGCUUCCUCCUCUUCGGCACCUCGUACCUCCCUCGUCUUCCGAACCGACCAGCACGGCGUCCAAUUCUACUCGGCCAAUGGCCAGCCCGCUGCCCCUGCACCUCCAGAGGAGAGCGGUGGAGCUAGGAAGCUGGCUCACCGCCGUGAUGGUGAGCAACAAGAGGGCAAUGCGAUGCGCACUGCUGCCUUUCUGGAGUUCGGCGAACCUCAUUGCUGCUUCUUGCGGCCGAGACUACAGGAAUUUGUGCGAGCGAGCAAGGACGUGGGGCUCUUGAGGAAAGGGGAGACGUAUGUCAAUCGUGUCGAGGUGGAGAUCUGGCAAAGCAAGGCUCAGAAAGCGUAGAACAGACUCACUUCACGUCAAAAUUAUUCACAUUUAGGAGCAUCCUUUCUCGUA
Molecule: messenger RNA, 1648 nt
Organism: Jaminaea rosea
Lineage: Eukaryota; Fungi; Basidiomycota; Exobasidiomycetes; Microstromatales
Exons: 1
Coding region: 197-1594 (465 amino acids)
Biological process (GO): glucose metabolic process; beta-D-galactose catabolic process via UDP-galactose, Leloir pathway
Molecular function (GO): carbohydrate binding; aldose 1-epimerase activity
Source: RefSeq, a predicted model, not a curated record